AUGCUGUUCCAACAGUACAUACCGAUUAUGAACCCUGCCACCCGAUAUGACAAAGGUCAACCCGUCACGCGACAUCCCUCUCAUGCUGCUAGCAGAGCUGGAACACAAGCUCCUUCCCCCAUCAGUAGAGUUUCAACAGUAUGUACCCAUCCACCAACUAUCUCAAGGCCUGGUUCUCAAGCAGGUACACUUCCUCCCGAUAUAUAUGAUGAUGCGGCACGAUCAGACCUCGAAGAAGUUCAUGGUGUCCCUCAUGUAUUGCAUGCUACUCCCCCUAUUCAUGCUAUUCCCUUGACACAUGCUGCUCCUUCUACUCAUGCUCCUUGCACUCCUUGCACUCCUCAUACCUCAGUCACGCCCAUCGGUGGUAUUCAUCCAGACCAUGAAGCUGAAGAACAGUUGGCUCGUAUGGAUGACAUGGAAUGA
This is a messenger RNA of Marasmius oreades (fairy-ring Marasmius), 426 nucleotides long. RefSeq lists its product as uncharacterized. NCBI's taxonomy places the organism in Eukaryota, Fungi, Basidiomycota, Agaricomycetes, Agaricales, Marasmiaceae. The transcript has a single exon. Bases 1 to 426 code for a protein of 141 amino acids. The record is from RefSeq and is a predicted model, not a curated record.